Molecule: messenger RNA, 843 nt
Organism: Blepharisma stoltei
Lineage: Eukaryota; Ciliophora; Heterotrichea; Heterotrichida; Blepharismidae
Source: the annotation of a GenBank genome assembly
AUGUUUAGAUCUUUUCCAACUGCCCCUUUCCAAAUAGCUCAGCAACAGCCAAAAAUCGAAAUUUCAGCUCCAAACGAGUCCCGAAAUGACAUGAAAAACAAGCGCAGAAGCAAAAGUGACCAAGAAGGACGAACCUACAAGUGUGGCUGUGGAAAAAUGUAUUUGAGCUAUCCCGCUCUCUACACACACAUUAAGACAAAGCAUGAUGGAAUUACCCCAGAAGGCACCAACGCUCCUCAGUUCAAAAACGGACGAGGGAGAGGCCGUCCUCGUAAGAUUAAGGACACUACAGAGCCUGUGAGGGUCCAAAUAACUCAUCCAUCAGACAACAUUAGAAAAAAUCCUAAUUUCGCUGACGAAAUUUCCUAUCUCAGAGAAAUCGGGCAUUACUCACAAGAAGGCACUGACCCAACAGAAAACUUCCCAAGGGUUUUUAAGAAUAAUCAAGAAACUGAGCAUCCUAUUUUGGCGACUCUAAAAGAAGAAAGCAUUCUUCAUGAGAAAGCCAAAAACGGGGAAUUUGUGCAGGAAAAAGAAAAUAAAGGCGAUCGGAUUAUGGCGAAGUUUCUGUGGGAGCAUGCUAAAAUCUGCCAAAAAGAAUUUUAUAAAGCGAUUGUUCUUUUUAUCGUACUUUUAUACAAAUUUCUAGAUGAAGAAAUUGAGGAAAAUUUUUUGCUUAAAUAUAACUGUGAAGAAGUCCCGUGCUAUUUGGCGCAGUUUAUGAAAUAUUUAGAAGUUAUUAAAUGUGAGUUUAAUGAGGAGGAUUUAGAAAAGCUAGUAAAACAUUAUGCUGAGUGGCUUUAUUCACAUGGAUACACUCAUAUAAGAAUAUUAGAUAACUAA